Molecule: messenger RNA, 1921 nt
Organism: Alnus glutinosa
Lineage: Eukaryota; Viridiplantae; Streptophyta; Magnoliopsida; Fagales; Betulaceae
Product: ethylene-responsive transcription factor RAP2-13
Exons: 1
Coding region: 578-1576 (332 amino acids)
Biological process (GO): regulation of DNA-templated transcription
Molecular function (GO): DNA-binding transcription factor activity; DNA binding
Source: RefSeq, a predicted model, not a curated record
ACAGCAAGCAUAAAACAAAGUGAGGCCGAGAGAUAUUCACAGAAACAACUCUUCUAAGAAAAAGCAGCUGUUAGUCUGAUUGUUCAUCGUCUUCUUAAUCCCUCUCCCCCUCUGUAACUCCCCGCUUCUCUGAAUCCCUUUCUGUUAAUCAUCUGUCUUUCAGGUUCUGAUUUUUGGGUUUGUUUUCAAAUGUUCCAAAAGCAAACUUAAGAAGGAUUUCUCGAAAGCCAGGUGUUUUCAGAAUCGAGAUCCAGGUUUUUUCUGUUUUUAUCAAAAGCUAUUAUCUUCAUUUUCUAGUAAAAAUUUUAGGUGGGUUUUCUGUUUUAUUUUCAAUUAUUUUUCUCUUUUCCUUUGAAUCAGCUUGGAGGGUUAUUUUUGGUUCCCUCAAGGUUGUUUUUUUGGGUUCUGGGAGUAGAAGAGGUUGUGUAUUUUAAACCUCUUUGAUCCUUCUUUGUAGAGAAAUUUCUACUUUUUUUUUUUUUUUUCUGUGUUUUGUUUUCCAAAGCCUGUUCUUUAAUUUUGGUAAGACACAGGAUCUUUCUUUCUUCUCCUUUAAUCUAUAAUUAGUGUUGAAGGCAUGGCAGCUACGAUGGAUUUAUACAGUAGCAGACCUGUUGAAUCAGCAACCUAUGGGGGUGAGCUAAUGGACGCACUUGAACCUUUUAUGAAAGGUGCUUCCUCAACAACCUCCACCACAACCAGCUCUCCCUCAACAACCCAAUCUCCCUUUUCUCCUUCUUCCUCCUCUUCUCCCUACAACUACAACCUCUCCUUCUCUCCCUCAGCCCCAGCCCAGCCCACUUUCUACCCAGAUGGUUGCUCAACCUCGGCGACCCAAAUGUUUUCAGACGGGUUCUCGACGGAAAACCUAAUCGGUUUUCAGCAACUGGGCUCAAUCAGGCUGAACCACCUAACCCCAUCUCAGAUCCACCAGAUCCAAGCCCAGAUCCAGUUCCAAAACCAGCAACAUGGCUUUUUGGGUCCCAAACCCAUCCCAAUGAAGCAAGUGGGGUCACCCCCAAAACCUACCAAGCUCUACAGAGGAGUGAGGCAGCGACAUUGGGGCAAAUGGGUGGCCGAGAUCCGCCUCCCCAAGAACCGUACCCGGCUCUGGCUCGGCACCUUCGACACUGCCGAAGAGGCCGCCCUGGCCUACGACAGGGCCGCCUACAAACUCCGCGGUGACUUCGCCAGGCUCAACUUCCCCAACCUCCGCCACCACGGCGACUCCCAGUACCAGCCUCUCCACGCCUCCGUGGAUGCGAAGCUCCAAGCCAUUUGUGAAAGCUUGGCCAGCUCGCCGAAACAAGGCAAGUCUGAGAAGCCGGUCCGUUCGAACAGGAAGUCGUCGAAGCAGGUUGGUGAGGUGGGGUCCAAGGGUUCGGAGAAGUGCGUUAAGGUGGAGACAUCCUCGUCGCCGGUGAUGACCGAGAGCGACGGGUCGGCAGGGUCUUCGCCUUUGUCGGAUCUUACGUUCCCCGACUCCGACGAGCCACAAUGGGAUAUUGCUUCGGAGAAUUUCACGUUGCAGAAGUACCCUUCGUACGAGAUUGACUGGGAUUCUAUUUUAUCUUAAUUUCAAUGUUUAUAUAGAUGUCCUCCUAAUUGUAAUCCCCCCCCCCCCUUUUGGGUUAGUCUCUUCCCUUUUGGGUUAGUCUCUUUUGUCUAUGGUAGUGGGUUAGAUAUUGGUGUCUCCAGUGGCUGCUGCAAUGGAGUUUUUGGCAGUUGCAGGGCUACCUUAAUUAGGAUUUUGUUUAUGAUGUAGUGGUUUAAUUUGGGAUUUAUUGUAGGUGGAUAAUUUAUUAUGUAAAUCUUCCCAACUUGGUCAGCUGGUUUUUUUUCUUGCUAGGCCGGGGGAGUGGGUACCUUGAUUAUGAUAUGUAUUGAUGGCUGGUGUUAUUGAAAAUUUUUAGUCGUGUAA